UAACUAGCACUGUACACAUGACCCGAAGGAAUCAAAGUUUGGAUAUAUGUGCAUAUGGAUUAUGAUUAUGUCAAAAAUUUAGAACUGCUUUUAAUAUAUGUUCAUGCAAACUCUGGAUGGCAAGAGGUAAUAAGCAUUAACAAUACAGAAGCAGAAACAGUUAGGCAGAUAUUGAGAACUGUAUUUUUCAGAAAUGGUGUUCCAGAAACAUUAUUGCACAGUUCUUCACUCAAGAAGAUUUCUUAAGCUACUGGCUUUAUGGAUAGACAAACAUGGUGACUGGAGAGUGCCAGAUGGUUGUGCUUCAAAAAUUCCAGCUGAGAAAGGAGCUUCACCUUCUUAUGUGCCAACUACGAUAAUAUCUGAUGAACGUCCAACAACCACCAUGAAAGCUAUGGUUGAUGAUUAUUGGAAAGCUUCUGAUUUCAAUGGCCCCAAAGAAGUUUCUAUGAAGUUGUUGACUGCACUUGAGGAAUCUGGAGCUUACAUGGUUAGAGAGAGUGAAAAUAAAGUAGCCCCCAAGACCUUACUUGUUUACUGUGCUGAAUUAAAAAGAACUCAAAAGUAUCAAAUCUUUUAUGAAGAUACUCCAAAACCAAAAUAUUAUCUUAAAAAAGGAAUUGAAUUCAGCUCUUUAGAAGAGCUUAUUUAUCAUUAUUUUUAUCAUAGUAUAUCAAAUGAAUAUGAGUCAAAGCUGUUGAUACCUUAUACAUACGUACAAAACUGGGAAGCUGUUCUUGAAAAAUGUAUGCAAGAAGAAAAAUAACCAAAUCAGAGAUGUUUCACAGUGUUCAUGUCUAUAAACAUUUUUAUCAUAUCCUCAGUAUUGACUUAUCUAAUCAGGUAUCACACUUUACUUAAUACUAAAAUAUCUGAAAUACUUUUUAAAUAGAAAUAAAUGAAACAGUAAUAAAUGAAUACAUCAAAAAGUUUAAAUAAUUAGUAUAUUUAUGGUAUUCCUUAAAGAAAAAAAACUAUGGAACUAACUAUUGCUUACUUUUGGGGUUUAUUGAUGAUUAAUGUCUUACUGGCUUAAUUACUAGUAAGCACAUCUACACUGGAAAAUUAAUACAGUUCUAACAAAAGUUCAUCAUAUUAGAAAAGCUCUGGACUUAUUUAAGAAAAUAAAAAUGGAUGGUCUAUGAAAUUACAUUAACAUAUGGAAAGCUAUUUAAAGUAUCUAGUACCUUACAUAUUCAUAACAAGUUAGCCAAAUCAAUGACACGGAAUAAAAUAAACAAAUAUUGAACAUUGGCAUAUGAGAUAACUUAUUCAGUUAUGUAAAUUGUUGUGAAAAGCAACAGAAACAUUUAUUGACUUAGGUGUGGAUGAUAAUGAUAUAGAUUCAAGGAAAUUCUACUAUAUAGGUUAAACUUCUCAAAAUGCCAGCAAGUUUUAAUAAAAUUUAAUCAAUUACUAUUUUAAAAACUA
Molecule: messenger RNA, 1431 nt
Organism: Octopus bimaculoides (California two-spot octopus)
Lineage: Eukaryota; Metazoa; Mollusca; Cephalopoda; Octopoda; Octopodidae
Biological process (GO): signal transduction
Molecular function (GO): SH3 domain binding
Source: RefSeq, a predicted model, not a curated record